GAAGAAGACAGGGCUCGGUCUUGUUUUUGUUAGACGGCGCACGCAGCACAUCUGCUGUGAAGAUGCGCAUCGAAAAGUGUUAUUUCUGCUCGGGACCAGUGUACCCCGGGCAUGGGGUGAUGUUUGUACGUAACGACUGUAAGUCAUUCAGAUUUUGCAGAUCAAAAUGCCAUAAGAACUUCAAAAAGAAGCGUAACCCAAGAAAAACCAGAUGGACCAAAGCUUUCAGGAAAGCGUCGGGAAAGGAGUUGACAGUGGAUAACUCUUUGGAGUUUGAGAAGCGCAGAAAUAUCCCUGUUAAAUAUAACAGGGAGCUGUGGGACAAGACAGUGGAAGCAAUGAAGAGGGUGGAAGAAAUAAAACGGAAACGACAAGCCAAAUUUAUCAUGAACAGAUUGAAGAAGGGCAAAGUGUUGGAGAAGGAAGAGGCUAUCCAGGAAGUCAAGAAAAAUAUUCACCUCAUCAAAGCACCACAUGCAGGAAAAGCCAAACAGAUGGAAGACAAAAUGGUGCAAAAGUUACAAGAAGAUAUCGACAUGGGUGAUGAGGACAUUUGAUUUUUAAUAUAGGCUUUGAUUUGAGAUAAAUCUCAAGGAUUGGACUUUGUUAUAUACUGCACUCUGUUUUGGUAAAUUGGGCAGAUUAAAAAUGUAAAACUUUCAGUUUUACUUUGUGCUGCCCAAUGGUUGGAAAUGUUGGCCUCACAAAGAUCUGCCUCCAAACCAACAGAAAAAACACCUUUUUCUUUCAUUCUUUUACUUUUUGUUUUUUUUUUUCACUUAAUUUGUGGUUCCAUAGUGUUUAUCUAUUUUGUUGCAAAACCUAAUGUAUUACAGUAAUACACAUACUCAACACCAACAAAAAAAUAAACGCUUAAAUAACC
Molecule: messenger RNA, 883 nt
Organism: Sphaeramia orbicularis (orbiculate cardinalfish)
Lineage: Eukaryota; Metazoa; Chordata; Actinopteri; Kurtiformes; Apogonidae
Gene: rsl24d1
Product: ribosomal L24 domain containing 1
Exons: 6
Coding region: 63-557 (164 amino acids)
Biological process (GO): ribosomal large subunit biogenesis
Cellular component (GO): nucleolus
Molecular function (GO): structural constituent of ribosome
Source: RefSeq, a predicted model, not a curated record